Capsella rubella is the source of this 2437-nucleotide messenger RNA. Its product is annotated as ABC transporter G family member 6. NCBI's taxonomy places the organism in Eukaryota, Viridiplantae, Streptophyta, Magnoliopsida, Brassicales, Brassicaceae. Gene Ontology annotation, cellular component: membrane. Bases 94 to 2277 code for a protein of 727 amino acids. The record is from RefSeq and is a predicted model, not a curated record. Gene Ontology annotation, molecular function: ATP hydrolysis activity; ATP binding; ABC-type transporter activity. The transcript has a single exon.
UCGUUGGUAUAAACCCUUCUCUAUUAAUUUCUUCUCCUGCUAACGGGUAGUUUUAACUCCGUUAGUUUUUUCCCGCUUCACACAAAGAAAGCAAUGUCCCGUGUGGUAGCAGCAGACGACAACAUGACGUUACCGUUCUUCUCGCCGGAGCUCAACGGUGUCUCAGGUGCGUCCUCUUCUCCAACGUUCGCACAGCUCUUGCAAAACGUCGACGACACGACACGUCGUGGUCAUGACCAGCACCACGUCGAUGUUGAUCUCGCCUCGCCGGACCAAUCCGUACCUUUCGUUCUCUCGUUCACCGAUCUCACUUACAGCGUCAAAGUUCGCCGUAAGUUCACGUGGAGACGCAGCAGCCCUUCUGAUCCCGGAGCUCCGUCGGGGGGUCUCUUCUCUUCCAAGACGAAGACGCUCCUCAACGGAAUCUCCGGUGAGGCUAGAGACGGAGAGAUACUAGCUGUGCUCGGGGCAAGUGGCUCAGGUAAAUCGACGCUGAUCGAUGCCUUAGCGAAUCGGAUCGCUAAAGGAAGCUUGAAAGGAAACGUAACUCUAAACGGAGAAGUUCUCAAUUCCAAAAUGCAGAAAGCCAUCUCAGCUUACGUCAUGCAAGACGAUCUUCUCUUCCCCAUGCUUACAGUUGAAGAAACCUUAAUGUUCGCAGCCGAAUUUCGUCUCCCGCGAAGCCUUUCGAAAUCCAAGAAGAGUCUCCGUGUUCAAGCUUUGAUUGAUCAGUUAGGACUCAGAAACGCUGCGAAUACGGUGAUCGGAGAUGAAGGUCACCGUGGGAUCUCUGGAGGAGAGAGGCGGAGGGUAUCAAUCGGAAUUGACAUCAUCCAUGAUCCGAUUCUGCUUUUUCUCGACGAGCCGACCUCUGGUUUGGACUCGACGAGUGCUCUUAGUGUUAUAAAGGUUCUCAAACGAAUCGCUCAGAGUGGAAGCAUGGUGAUCAUGACUCUUCAUCAGCCUAGUUACCGUCUUCUUCGAUUGCUUGACCGUCUUCUUUUCUUGUCCCGUGGCCAAACCGUAUUCAGCGGAUCCCCUGCCAUGCUACCGCGGUUUUUCGCGGAGUUUGGCCACCCGAUUCCUGAACACGAGAACCGCACCGAGUUCGCUUUGGAUUUGAUCCGUGAGCUGGAAGGAUCAGCUGGUGGAACAAGAAGUUUAGUUGAAUUCAACAAAGGCUUUAGACAGAGGAAAGCAGCAGAGCCAAGAACUCAGACCGGCCUUUCCUUAAAAGAAGCCAUCAGCGCAAGCAUCUCCAAAGGGAAGCUCGUCUCCGGAGCGACCACAACGACUCCUGCCUCUGGCUCGAACCCUGUUUCCACCAUUCCUACAUUCGCAAACCCGUUUUGGGUCGAACUCGCGGUUCUAGCCAAACGGUCCAUGACUAAUUCUCGCAGACAGCCUGAACUAUUCGGGAUACGCCUAGGAGCUGUUCUAGUCACAGGAUUCAUCUUAGCCACGAUGUUUUGGCAGCUAGACAACUCCCCCAAAGGAGUCCAAGAACGUCUCGGAUGCUUUGCCUUUGCAAUGUCCACAACAUUCUACACCUGCGCAGAUGCUCUUCCCGUUUUCCUCCAAGAACGUUUCAUUUUCAUGAGAGAAACCGCUUACAACGCUUACCGAAGAUCCUCCUAUGUGCUUUCCCACUCCCUUGUUGCCCUCCCUUCCUUGAUCAUCCUUUCGCUUGCUUUCGCAGCUAUCACGUUCUGGGGAGUGGGCUUAGAUGGAGGUCUCAUGGGUUUCCUCUUCUACUUCCUAGUCAUCUUAGCCUCUUUCUGGGCAGGAAGCUCAUUCGUCACCUUCUUAUCUGGCGUUGUUCCACAUGUGAUGCUCGGUUACACUAUUGUGGUCGCCAUCUUGGCCUAUUUCUUGCUCUUUAGUGGAUUCUUCAUCAACCGAGAUCGUAUCCCUGGCUACUGGAUCUGGUUCCAUUACAUCUCCUUAGUCAAGUACCCUUACGAAGCUGUGCUCCUUAACGAAUUUGGUGACCCUACAAAGUGUUUCGUCAGAGGAGUUCAGAUAUUCGACAACACUCCUCUCGUCGCCGUGCCUCAGGGGAUGAAAGUAAGGCUUCUUGCAACGAUGAGCAAGUCACUUGGGAUGAGGAUCACUAGCUCCACUUGCUUGACCACAGGAUAUGACAUUUUGCAGCAGCAAGGCGUUACUGAUCUCACCAAAUGGAACUGCUUGUGGGUUACGGUCGCUUGGGGCUUCUUCUUUCGAAUCUUGUUCUACUUUUCUCUGCUUUUGGGAAGCAAGAACAAGAGGAGGUGAAAACCAAACUCAGUUUGAUCUCAUGGAGGACUGAUUUGAUACUUUGGUCUUACUUUUGUCUGUAUACUUUGAUCUUUCUUUUUUAUUCUUUGCUGUAUAUUUUUAUUUAUGUGGUUGAUAACUUGUUGAAUUGGACUCAACUACUUGAUAUUUCUUCGAA